ACAGAGGUUCUGGCUGGUUCUACAAAACGGCAGAGUCAAGUGCCUAUCGCUGCUUUCUUCAUUGUUCUGAAGUUCUCCUUUACCACGAGAGUCCUCUUCCGCAUUGGAGUCCAGUUCCACAUCCAGCAGCUUCCUCUUCUACACCCCGAGCAUGACGUGGAGUGGAUUAAACAGACGAAACCAGAGCAUAACUGUUGCUCUUCACCAGCGGGACGCACGAGUGCCAACAUGGACGGGCAGAACUCGACGGUGAGUGGGAGUGUGCUGAUCGUCCACCGCCUCCAGGAUGGGAAGCACCAGUAUGAAGUGGGUCACGUCAACUACAAAAAACCAGGCAACGGCAGACAGUUUGUCAGAGGAGAGCAGCUGAUGCAGAUCAACAGGAUGGACCUGAAGGACAUCACCCCAGAGGAACUGGCCAACAACAUUGCCGAUGGAAACUUGAUGCUGACUGUCCACGGGAGCAAGAGUAAAGAGCCCUUAGAAAGGACCUGCCCGGGGAAGGACGCGCUCCACAUGGUCUCCAGGGACACCAUGCUGCUCAGCUUCAGCAUGGACAUGAUGAGAGCAGGAGACCUGGGGCAGGAGGAGGAUGAAGGGGAAGACGACUCCUGCCACAUGGAGGACGAGGAGAAGGAAGUGCUGGUGGUGUCCAUGAAGAAAACAAGCAUCUCGGUGUUGAGCGGACGAGGAAACGACCACCAGUUCUGUGGAGGCUGUUCUGGCCGUGGCUGCACCGUCCAUGACAUGGUGGUGACGGCCGAGUCCAGCACCGUGACCAUAGUCUCCAGAGGCAACGCCAGCUACCGGCUGGACAAGCAGUCCGAGGCGUCGGUGGAACACGUGGCGACUCACGACUUCCUGAGAAGCCUGUGCGCUCAUCAAAUGGUCUACCUCUCGCCUGACCCAGAAAGGAUGACCAUCUACUACUACAAGAGCAGCGUCCCAGAUAAGCACUUCAGAGGGGUCCCUGUGGUGCUGAAGUUCACCGGCUCCAACUGCUUCCUCCGGUGCUGCAAGGAAGGAGGGACGGUGAGGCUGCAGACAGAGGCGUUCGAGAAGCAGAAGCUGAUGCAGAUCUCCAGGAGCGACGAGGCGAGCAUGUCCUUCGUCUUCUGCAUGAAGUCGAACGGCAUGCGGCAGCUGACCUUCGAGUCGGCGCCCUACCCCGGCUGGUUCAUCAAGAUCGUCGACACGGAGUCUGUGGACGUGGGAACCGUGGACGGCCAGCAGGAGCCGCUGCUCUUCCGCAUCAUCAUCCAGAAAUAAGACCACAACAGCAGUACGUUUGCUUCCCUCUUGAGCGACCAAAUAUCGACUGGACACGACCUCAAUAA
Messenger RNA from Synchiropus splendidus (mandarinfish), 1337 nucleotides. It is a transcript of the gene il1fma, whose product is annotated as interleukin-1 family member A. Gene Ontology annotation, biological process: immune response; cytokine-mediated signaling pathway; cellular response to lipopolysaccharide. The record is from RefSeq and is a predicted model, not a curated record. The transcript is spliced from 7 exons. Gene Ontology annotation, molecular function: cytokine activity. Lineage: Eukaryota; Metazoa; Chordata; Actinopteri; Syngnathiformes; Callionymidae. The coding region runs from base 229 to 1269 and encodes 346 amino acids.